GAAGAAGGGCGCAGGGCGCUGAGGGAAGAAGGCGCAGCUGUACCAGACCCCCGCGCAAGGGAAAAGGGCGCAGGGCGCUCAGGGAAGAAGGCGCAGCUGUACCAGACUCCCGCGCAAGGGAAAAGGGCGCAGGGCGCUCAGGGAAGAAGGCGCAGCUGUACCAGACCCCCGCGCAAGGGAGAAGAGCGCAGGGGGGAGCAGGCAGCGCCACAGACAUGAGGCUGGUCCUGGCGGAGCGGAGCCUCAACCUCACUAACCACAGCUGGGCUGGGGGUUCCGGCAACCUGAGCUUGGAGGGGCCGCUGGUGGCCUGGGCGGCGGGGGGCCUGGGGCGCACGGGGCACAGCGCGGUGGCCGUGUGUCUGGGCAUCAUCCUGGUGCUGGGCUGCCUGAACAACCUGCUGGUCCUGCUGAUCUUCCUGAAGUUCGAGUCCAUCCGGACCCCCAUUAACCUGAUCCUGCUGAACAUCAGUCUCAGCGACCUGCUGGUCUGCAUCUUCGGGACCCCCUUCAGCCUGGCCGCCAGCCUGCGGGGCCGCUGGCUCCUGGGCGAGGCCGGCUGCAAGUGGUACGGCUUCGCCAACGCCCUCUUCGGCAUUGUCUCUCUGAUUUCCCUUUCCAUCCUCUCGUACGAACGCUAUGUCACAGUGCUCAGGAGGCGCAUGAAAGUGAACGUGUCCAGCUACCAGAAAUCCUGUCUCUUUAUUGCAGGCUCUUGGUUCUACUCCUUGUUUUGGACUUUGCCUCCUUUGUUUGGUUGGAGCAGCUACGGUCCCGAAGGCCCGGGCACCACCUGCUCAGUAGAGUGGCACUCCAGGUCUCCUAACAAUAUCUCUUACAUCAUAUGCCUCUUUAUCUUCUGCCUUAUAUUGCCUCUUCUGACAAUGAUCUAUUGUUAUGGGAAAAUAGUGAGAGCAAUCAAAAUGCAGGUUUCUAGGUUUAAUAUGACGACUGUUCAGAAGAGGGAACACCACAUACUUUUUAUGGUGGUAUCCAUGGUUACCUGCUACCUCCUCUGUUGGAUGCCAUAUGGGAUAGUAUCUUUGAUUGCAACAUUUGGCAAGCCAGGAAUAAUCACUCCAACAGUAAGCAUUGUCCCAUCCGUUUUGGCAAAGACUAGCACAUUUGUUAAUCCUGUUCUCUGUGUGCUCUUGAACAAACAGUUCUACAGGUGUUUUAUCACUUUAGUAAAAUGUGGACCGUUCCCUCAGCGUACUGAAAACAUUCUCAAUUCAAAAGAGCGCCAAAACUUUGAGAUAGCUGGCCAGAUAACAGAGAUUCCCCUGUCUCAAACGCCAGCGGAUGAAAGGCAAAUCAAAAAUAACACUCAAUACUCUUCAAAAAACCAAAAGACUCUUGUGGUUCAUUACAAAGUCUAGAUCAAAAAGCUGCUUUUACAACCCUCCAUUCGACCUCUAUGUUGGCCCAGCAAUGAAAGAAUGUCCCAAUUCCCAAUAGAAAUGAACAAUAGGAUGAACAUAGAAGACAUCACCGAGGCCCAUAGGACUUUCACUACUCAACGAUGUUAGGUUUAUGUCUGCCAAGAAGAAUAAGAUGCAAUAUAGAUCACGCUUGGAGAUUGUCAGCUAGCAGCCUUUCACACUUCAGCAUGCAUGCCCUAAAUCUUACACAUUUAAGAAUACCACAUGUAUGCAAGCUACUGGAAUAGAUUUCAGCUUUGCCAGUAAUACAAACAUUACUGGCAAAGAAACAUUUCUACCUAGAAACAUCAACAAAAUGUUUGUGACCCUCUUAAUUCUGAAGUAAUGGUUGUUCUGUAAUGGUUUUUUCUAUAUCAUUUCUGGAAUGGUAGAUGACCUGUUAUUGCCAUCAGAAGCUCUGAUUCACUAGCACUGAAAUCAUCUUUCCUGGAAAUACCUCUUCUGGGCCAGUGACACUGCAGCAUGGUGAACUGAGAGAAAUACCUGUUAUCUAUGCUACCUAGUCACAGAGUGAGAAACAGGCUCCUAAAAUCCCCAUCUGUCUUUAUUUCUAGUGUUUUUGUCUCUAUUCACCUAGCAACAUUUUGUUCAUGAACAUGUACAAAAAUGCUAGACCCCAAGGCUUGAAAUCCUAACAUGGGGAGCUGCACGAGCACUGGCUUAUCAGCCCCUCAAAUCACAAUUCUUAGUGUCGAUGCAGAAAUGCAAAUUGUUUUUAAGCAAAAUGACUGUGACUCCACGACACCAAUUGCUUAAUUGAACCAUCCAGCUUUGUGUGUUAGAGCUUCAAAAGCUGUUUUGUUGGUUUAAUGUUUUUAUCCUCCUUUGCCAGUCAAGAAAUAUGCUGAUCUGAAGUCUGCCUGAUAUUGCCUGUGUUAUGAUAAGCUACU
Molecule: messenger RNA, 2332 nt
Organism: Chrysemys picta bellii (western painted turtle)
Lineage: Eukaryota; Metazoa; Chordata; Testudines; Emydidae
Product: pinopsin-like
Biological process (GO): G protein-coupled receptor signaling pathway; phototransduction; cellular response to light stimulus
Cellular component (GO): photoreceptor outer segment; plasma membrane
Molecular function (GO): G protein-coupled photoreceptor activity
Source: RefSeq, a predicted model, not a curated record